Racocetra fulgida is the source of this 2595-nucleotide messenger RNA. NCBI's taxonomy places the organism in Eukaryota, Fungi, Glomeromycota, Glomeromycetes, Diversisporales, Gigasporaceae. The record is from the annotation of a GenBank genome assembly.
AGCCGGCAGUCGACCUUUUAACUAGUGAUAUUCCAGAUAUAGAAGUCCUAACUUCUAAUAAUAUAGAGCAAAAAAAGAGUCCAUUAUUAACUAUAGAUGAAUUAAUAAAGUGGUUAUCAAAACCUAAAAUAAAAAAUAAUAAAAAAAUUAGAUCGAAACUUAUACCUAAAACAGAUAAAGAGUGGUUCGAUUUAAUGGAAUUAGAUAAAGAUAAGGAUAGUGAACCAAAUGAUUCAGAAUAUGAUACAGCUGAUGAAGACCCAGAUGUAUAUUUCGAAAAAAUCAAAGAUCCAUAUAUUAAUAGGAUAUCGGAAGCUGAAAAAUUUAAUGAAGGUUUCUUUGAAUCAAUCGAAGAAAAGAUUGCUAAUGUUUACAAAAGAGAGUUAGCUUUAAAGGGUGGAUUAAAGGUAAGAAUUGUGUUAUAUGCAUAUAUGAAGAAAAUUAAACCGGAAACGCCAGAACCUAAAUAUAAAACUUUUCCAUUCAAGCAUGAAACUAUAGAAAUUAUUAGAGAAGAUCGAAUCAAUGCAACUAUAGAAAAAGGAUAUAAUGAAAUUAUAGACCAGAUUGAGGAUGAAGCAAUACAAGAAUCAGGAUGGUCAUUUGUUCGAGCAGAAGAGGUAAUUCUCGAGAUAAGCGCUUUUAGACCAUUGCAUGGAAGUAGUUAUUUACCUUUACCAGAAGCUUUGGAUAAACCUCAACUAGGAUUAAUUAACCCGCAAAACAGUAAUGAUAAUGAGUGUUUUAAAUGGUGUAUAAGUGCAUAUCAUAUAAGAGAAGAAGCAAUAAAAAAUAAUAGAAAGCCACCACAUCUUAAUGAAAUCCGUAGACUUAGACGAAAUGCAAAUAUAGCAAAUUAUGAAGGCAUAAAAUUUCCAGCAACAUUACACGAUAUUGAUAAAUUCAAAGAAAUUAACCCUAACUAUGCUAUUAAUAUAUUUAGACCAGUUUAUAGUGAAGCUUUUGGAAAAAUAAAAGUAGAUAUAGACCCAUUACAUAUUUCAGAACGAAAUUAUCAGGUCGAACAUAUGAUAGAUUUUUUAUAUUUAACAGAAAGUGAGGAGAAUUUAAAUGAUCGAAAAAAUCCUAAUGAUAUACCUGAAGGACUUAAAACACAUUAUAUUCUUAUAACAGAUUUUACUCGAUUGAUGCAUAAAUGGAAUAAUCAUCAUGAUAAAAAAUACUUUUGCCGAAAAUGCUUACGAUUUCCUUAUAGUCGACUAGAUUUAUUAGAAAAGCAUAUUCCAACAUGUACAGGAGCAAGUAAAGCGCCACAACGAUUAAUCCUUCCUGAAGAGGGUAAGAAUUAUGUAAAACCCAAGUAUAUCAAAAAUAUGUUAAUGAAGCCUUAUUUAAUUAGUAUGGAUUUAGAAGCAGAAGAAGUCAAAGUAGAGGAAAAAGAUAAAGAAGGAAAUACUAUAAAAAUAGCGGAGCAAAAAGCAGUUUCAUAUGGAUAUACAAUACAUUGUUCAGAUGGAACAACACAAAAGCCAGUAAUUAAUCGAGAGUCAGAAAAUAUAAUAAAAGACUUAAUGGAAAAUCUUCAAGAAGAUCUAGAUGUUAUUUUAGAUAAGCUUCGUAUUCCAAUUCCAUGUGAAAAAAUGACGCCUGAAUUAUGGCGAAAAUAUCAAAUGGCAAGUAAAUGUUGGGGAUGUGAAGAAAAUUUACAUGAAGCUGGAUAUAAUAAAAUUCGUGUAUUUGAUCCUGAAACUAAAAAAUACUUGGGUGCUUCACAUAGAAAAUGUCAUGGAAAAAGAUCAAUGAUUAAAGGUAAGUUAGAUGACGAACAAAAGAAAAUGCAUGAUGCAUAUAAAAAAUGUAUGUAUUGUAAAACACAAUUACCAGAUGAGGGAAAAAAUCGACUUCAAUUUAUUGAUAGUUUAAAAUUUUCGUUACCUGGUUUAGCUAAGAUGGCAGAAAAUUUACGUGACGAAAAGAAGGGCCAAACUAAAACACCAGAACAACUAGCCAAAUGUUUUCCAAUUAUGUCAAAAUUUAUCUCACCUAAUUUGUUAUCAUUGCUUACGCGUAAAGGAAUUUUUCCAUAUCAAUGGUUAAAUAGCAAAACAAAAUUUAAUGAAACACAACUACCUUCACGUAAGGAUUUUAAUAGCGAUUUAGAUGGAUAUAAUUAUUGCGAGCAUGGGUGUGAAAACAAAGAAUAUCAAUGGAUACUUAAUGAUGAAGGUGAGCGUGUCUUAAAAAAUACUAAAGUUAUAGGUAAGUGGAAGGAUGAGAAUGGAGGAGAUCGAGCUAUUGGCUAUGCAGGAGUUCUUUUAUUUUUGAAUAUGUCUACUGACCCGACCCCCCAAAAUAUUUCAUGUCUCAAAACUCUCGCAUUGAAUAUUCUUAAGAAUAGCUCCCCGGAUGUUAUUGCAAAAGAUGUUGAAAUUCCAGAACUAGAUCCAUGCUCAAGGUGUAAAGAAGAGCUUUUUUUGUAUGAAUUUAAAAAACCAUUUACGACACUUAUCUGUGGCCACAUAUUUCACCGUCGUUGUCUUGAGGAUUAUGUAAAAGAUCUUCCGCAAUGCCCUAAAUGUGCAAUAGAAAUUGAAUCUAUUGAUUAUACGCAUUAUUCUGGCACUUUUGAGCAAA